Gordionus sp. m RMFG-2023 is the source of this 618-nucleotide messenger RNA. RefSeq lists its product as uncharacterized. NCBI's taxonomy places the organism in Eukaryota, Metazoa, Nematomorpha, Gordioida, Chordodea, Parachordodidae. Bases 1 to 618 code for a protein of 205 amino acids. The transcript is spliced from 2 exons. The record is from RefSeq and is a predicted model, not a curated record.
AUGUUGCUCCAGCAGUUGCUUCAGUCACAAGCAGAUUCUGACUAUUCAGCAACGGAUGAUUCUUCUUCUUAUGGAGAUAGCGCUCCGAACUCAUACCCAUCUUAUGACGAUUACUCUGACAAAACAUCUUAUAAUGCUCCUGUGCCUUCUUACUCUAGAAGCUACUCUCCUUCUUACUCCAGAGGCUACGAUAGCUAUUCCGGAGGUUAUAACAAAGACUACCCUAGUUCUUAUGGUUCCAGUUAUGGAGGAAGUGACUAUUCACCAAAUUCUUAUGGUUCUUCAAACCGUUAUGGUGAUUAUCCUUCGUAUGGUUCUUCAAACCGUUAUGGUGAUUAUCCUUCGUAUGGUUCCUCAAACCGUUAUGGUGAUUCUCCUUCGUAUGGUUCCUCAAACCGUUAUGGUGAUUCUCCUUCGUAUGGUUCCUCAAACCGUUAUGGUGAUUAUCCCUCGUAUGGUUCCUCUAGAAAAUAUGCAUAUGGUGCUCCUCCCGCAAAAAAAUAUAGCUAUGGGGCGCAAGGAUAUAACCAGGGUGCAUAUGGGCAGAGUGGACAAGGAUAUAAUCAAGGCGGAUAUGGCAAGGGAUCUUAUGAUAAUUCCUACCGCAAUGACUACUAA